Molecule: messenger RNA, 339 nt
Organism: Daldinia caldariorum
Lineage: Eukaryota; Fungi; Ascomycota; Sordariomycetes; Xylariales; Hypoxylaceae
Exons: 2
Coding region: 1-339 (112 amino acids)
Source: RefSeq, a predicted model, not a curated record
AUGGCGUCGAGCUUCUUAUUCCUGUUCUUUGUGUCGGGUUUUGCGUCUAGAGCCCCCAAGACCAGCAUGCUCAGUUUCAUAAACAUGCAUCAAAUAUUAUGGAUCCUCCAGUUUACUCAUGGCUAUCAGAUUGAUCUCGUACCCGCUGAUAUCAGCACAAAACCCGACUUCUACGGCUAUGAUCCGGCCGAGGCGUACGAGUACCGUCCUUCUAACACGAUGCCGCUGGUGUCAAUUUUUGGGUUCCCGUCCUACAGAACUCUGACAUAUUCUACUGACUUCCUGUCUCUGUCGGCUUUUAACUGGUCUCAAGGAACUGGGGUCAAGAAUAACGUUUGA